CCAAGACCACGCGUCCCUGUCCCCGUGAGGCCAUGUCCAAUCGGGCGUGGGGCUCCAAUUCAUCGCUGGCGUCGAAUCCGGCGUCCGCCUAUGUCCCCGGUGCCAUUGACUUCACCUCGCCACUGCCCUCACCGCCGAACCCAUCCUCCGCCCGGCGGUCCUUCGAGGCCGCGGCCCAUGCCACCUCGCCGCAAGCCGCGCCAAGCGAGCCCCCCCGCGCCUCCUUCUCCACCUCGCCGUCCGGGUGGGACCCGCGCGCUGGGCCGGCCCAUCCGACAGCCGCCGCGGCGGCCCAAUUUUCGGUCGGCAUUGCCCCGGUGUCCACCCUCUAUGAUGCAGAAAGUGAGGAUGCCAUCAUCGCGGCCAACAUGGCCCGUGCUCUGACUGCUGCGGCCGGCCAAGGCCGAGGCGCGCGUCCGGCGCACCAGCAGCCACCCUCCCGAGUCUCGGCGGCCUCCAGCGAGCAGAGUGCCCACCCGGCAACGGGUCCGGCCGCUGCCAUUCCCACACACCUGACCCAUGCCCGGAGUUGGAACCCCUCACCUCGAACAAGCUUCGGCCAGUCGGCCAGUGAGCCGCCUGGGCUGGUGGCCAUGGCCUCCCCGGCCGCCGGUGGAGGCUACGCCCCGCCAACGGCGGCGGCGGCCAUCGCCGCCGCGGCUGCCGUCGCCGCUGCCCAAGCGGCUGGCCAAGCCGACAACCGCCACCUGCACUAUCCCCUGCAAGACCACUACACCGGGCAACUGCUCAACUGGCCUCCCAACACCCGCGACAUGUCGGCCACCCAGGCCGCUCGAUCACUGCCCUGCGGGUUGGUAGAGGCAUCGCCCUCGGCCGCGCCUGGGCUCGAGGCCGAAGGAGUGUCGGGCCCCUCCGAUGCCACCGGCCUGGUUCCCUACCAGCUGGACAGUGGCAUCCUUCCCUCCGAGUCCCAACUCAAGCCGCUGAAUCUGAUGGACCCGGCCAUCCCACAACCGACGAACUUUGGCCCAGGCGCAACCGGCACUGUUGGCCGAUCGGUGGCCGGCGGCUCGGUGGCCAGUCCUUUGGCAGCCGGCCGGGGGACUUCCCGAAGCCAGCCACCCGCCGCCAUGGCAGCUCCGAUCACUCGGCCCGGCCCGGCUGGCCCAGCCCCAACGGCCAGUCCCGGACUGUCGGUCGGCCCCCAGCAGCAGGUAUCUUCACUGGAUUCGGCCUCCUCGGCCAGCCUGUCCCCCACGCAGCUGGGCUUCUAUUCGACCAUGUCCACCUCCGAGUUGGAUAACCUGUCCCAUGGGGCCAGUCCGCAUUUAAUCGGGGGCCCCGGUCGGCCGGAGGAGCUUUCCUCCACCGUGGGGGCCCCCCAUGCAGGCUCGGCCGUGACAUCCAUCCCGCCAGGGCGUGGGCGUGCGCGUGCCGCGCCGGCUUCCCGCACAGGGGCUCCCCACCAUGCUCAUCCCCAAAUCCACUCCGAACGAAUGACGAGCGAGCAAUUUACCCCCUCCCAUGUCACACCCUACCCCCUGGCACCGCAGCUCCGGCCUGGCAACGGCGCGGACGAUGAUCUCGCCGAUGGGCACUCGAGCAUCGACGCCGAGGAUGAUGAUGACGAUUCGCGACACCUGAUUGCCCGGCGCAUCGGCGGCCGGUCGGUCCCGGCAAGUGGCUCGGCCUCGCCGGUGGCCAUCCAGCCGACCGGGUUCGGGCCCAUGCGAGCAGGCGCCUUGGAUUCGGAUUCCCUGGACCCGGGGAUACUGGGAUCCAGCCCGGCCACCUCGACCGGCAGCCCUUGGCCUCGGCUUGCGGCCAUGAUCGGCGGGGCCUUCCGGCCGGGCGGCCAACUGCAGCACCCCUAUGCUCCGAGCCCGGCUGGCAACAUCCAUGGCUCCCUGUCGGAUGAGGCCUUCAUCCCGGACUUCGAGUUUGACUUCGUCCCCAGCCGGGCCAGUCGACGCGGGCCCGCACUGGCGGCCAUCGAGCUGCAGCCGCUCGGGACAUCGAGCUCAGCAUCAUCGGCCCGGCAGCCGCCGCCGCCGCCGCCGCCGCCGCCGCCGCUGGUGCCUCCGACCCCGACGGCCAGCGGCAGUCUGCCACCCACACCGCUAUCCGGCCGGUUCAGCAUCAGCGCCGACCCCUCACGGGCCGGCAGUCGGCGACCGCCAGCCGGCAGCCGUGUCGGCGGUGGGCGCUACGGCUCGCGCUCAUCCAUGGCCGAUGCCGAAGACGACCGGUCCUUCUUGGAGGGCAUGCAGUCGACCAUGGCCUCGUCGCCCAUGUCCUUCGCCGGGGCCACGGUCAAUGGGCAGCCCCUUCGUCGGGGGUCCAUCCGGUCCACCCGGGGAAGCCUCUACGCCUCCGCGCCGGGCUCCCAUCGCGCCUCCUCCUCCUCCUCCUCCUCCUCCUCAUCGGCAUCCUCCUCUUCCACCACGCUGCCCAUGCAUGGCCAGCCGGUUGACCCCUACAAGACCCACAUGUUUUGGACCCCGCGACAUCGGAUGCAGACGCGUCUCACCUGGCGCGAUACGCCCCUGGCUCCGGAUGAGGUGACCCCCCUGGUGCACUUGUACCGUGCCGAGAUUUCCCGACUGACGGCCUACCGGUCGCGGCUGGAUGCCACGACUGCCUGGGCAGUUAGCACGGCUGCCGCCCUGGUGGCCUGGGGGCUGACAAAUUCCAUUCGCCUGGCCUCCGACCCGACGCUUCCCACACGCGAUCCCUCUUCGGCGGUGGUUCUCGGCAGCGGCUCGGUCUUUGUUGUGGCCACUGUCAUGGUGUUGAUCUUCUGCGGCAUCGAGUCCCGCCGCUAUGGGUAUUACACGGUCAUCCGCCACCGAUGCCGGGUCCUGGAACGCGGCAUGUACGCGGCCAUUUUGGAUCCCACCGGGCGGCAGAUGGCCACCGGCUUCAGCGGCGGCGGGCCCCCACGCCAUGGGACCCCGGUGUCCGAUGACCAUGAUCUGGCUUCGGUCCACCUGCCCAAUGACCCUGGCCCGCCGGGCACGCCGCAAUUGCCGCCGGGCUCCCUGCCGCCCGGGCGCGUGAGCAUAGCGCCGAGCCUCGGCCGGCCGAGCAUUUAUGCCCCGGCUGGCGGCGAUCCGGAGGCAUUCCCGUCGACUACGUCCGGCCGGGCGUCCCUCUGCCGCGAGCGGGUCUACACCUUCGACGGGUACUCCUACCCCAUCAAUGAGGAGCCGGACAAUGUCUCCUCGCUGCCGGUGGAGGAGUCCCUCUCGGCGGACUUGCGAUCGGCCCUCCAUUCGGCGGCCGCCACCGCGGCCACGUCCAUGGCCCCGGGGCCCUUCCAUCCGACCACCAUCCAGGGACGUCUCGGGCAGCGGCAGUGGGCCGCCGGGCAGCCCGGCACCGCGGCCCCUCGAUCCCCGAUCGCCGGGCAAACCUUCCUGCCGGUGCCGAUCUCGCCGGCUCUUUCGGCCACCGGCCGGACGGAUGCCGACCGGCAUUCCGACACAUCGGCCGGUCUGGCGCAUUCCGCCUCAAGAGGACUCCCCCGAUCGGCCAGCAUGCCUGGCGACAUGCCAUUCCUCCCUGGGUCGGCCUCUUCGCCCGGGCUCUAUGCCCCGGUGAGCCUUGAGCAUGACCUGUGGCCGCCGGCCGGCUCGACAGCCAAUCCAGGCGACCUGCCGGCCAUGAUGUCGCCGCUGGCGCAGUCCCCCCCGCCGCCACCCAUGCCGCCGAUGGUGCCAAUGCCCCCGACGAUGGUCGGCCAAAUGCCCCCCCUUCCCCUGGAGUCGGCCUGGUCCACCGAAAAGGAGCACCUUUUGGGCGUCGACAACGCCAUGGCCGGGCUCCUGGCCCGGCCGCCUCUGACCAUCAACACCCCCUGGCGGCAGGCCCUCCUGGCGGCCUACCUGCCGGGAACCAUUCCUCGAAUGUCCCGCCUGCGCGCCUUCCGCAUUCGCAUGCGCCGGAACUACAUGCCGCUGCUGCUGUUUGUUUACCUGGCCUGGGUGGUCAGCCUGUCGACCAUCGCCCUGCCGGUGCCGGCCACCCCGUGCGUCGGCAGCGGGACCAGCAGCAGCGGGGUCCCCUGCGGCAGUGGCAUCCGCUUUCCCUGGUUCCGGGUGGUCAUCGUGUCGAUCGUCAUGCUGGUCAGCGCCCUGGUGGUGUACACCCCGCGGGUGUUCUACUGGUGGAUGGUGGCCCCGGUGGCGCGGCCGGAUUCGUGGCUCUCGCGCGCUUGGCUCCGCUUGCGUCUUUUCCUCCUUACCGAUGGCGGGGGCAACAGCGGCAUUCGCACCGAUGGUCGUGGGGUCUGGUGGACCGACCCGAUGCAUGCCUCGUGCGGGGACGAGGAAGGCGACCUGGACGUCUGAGUCCCAGACACAGCCAUCCCCCCGCCCCGGCCCCCCUCUCUUCCCUCCCUCUGCCUUUGUGCUUUCGCUGUCCUUUGUACUUGCUCUCCGUGCCCCUCUGCCCUUUGUCCAGGUGUGCAUUUCUACAUGCCGUCCAAUAUAUAUGUAUAGAUAGAUGGAUAGAUUAGGUGUGCACUUGCGAUGAUGGGCCAUUCACACACACACACACACACACA
Messenger RNA from Fonticula alba, 4528 nucleotides. RefSeq lists its product as hypothetical. The transcript is spliced from 4 exons. Bases 33 to 4313 code for a protein of 1426 amino acids. Lineage: Eukaryota; Rotosphaerida; Fonticulaceae. The record is from RefSeq and is a predicted model, not a curated record.